AUGGAAUUAAAAGCAUUUGCUUAUCGAUGUUUUUAUUCGAAAAAAUUUCAUCUGUUGAUUCGACCUGAGCUGUUAACAGUAUCGAUUCAAGAUAAAUUUAUUGAACUUCUACUUCAAAUAAUAAAUUUAGACUCUGGUCGUCGGUUUCAAUUUGGAGUGAUCACGUCAUCGGACGAGAAAAAUCAGCCAUUGAUUAAUAGUUUACGAACACUCGAGCUUCUUCAUCCAAUAUAUGAUCAUCAAAUGUUGAAUAAGCAUGACCUCAAGAAAGAAACAGAAAAAUUCCUUGGUAAAAACUGUUACCUUGUUACGUCGAGUAUGGCUGGCCUUGGUAAAUCGACUCUUAUACGUAACCGAAUUCAAGAAUCUGGUAAACAAUAUCUUAAAUUUCCCAUUAGUGGCCAUAUUGAUUUGGAAACUUUGGUUGGUCGUCUCCGUACUUGUAUAAGUCAAUCAUCGACUCAAGAACUAGCGAUUCAUAUCGAUAUUGGCAUCGUUCUUGAUAUUAGCAAAUUGCAUGAAUUCCUAUAUUGUAUUUUACUCUUUCGUAGUUUUUGCUAUGGAUUACUAGCGAUUAAUCUUCUGGCUGAAGCACCAAUAUAUAUCGAGCUCGAUUCAUCACCACAAAUGACCAGUCUUUAUGAAAAACUUACCAUUUUGGAGCACUUACAAAAAGUUGACAUUCCUCACAUAGAAUGGAAGCAGAUGAAUAUGAAAUGUCUACCAGGAAUUCAAUUGGUUGCUAACUAUCUUCAAGUAAUCCAAGACAAGAGUAUUAGCCAAGAAGAAAUCAAUGAAGAAAAAUUGGUUGAACUCGAUGCAGUUACUUGUUCUAAACUUUUGCUUGAGCAAUUCAGUCUUAAAGAUGACCGAAAACAAAUAAGUUGGACAAGCAUAAAAAUAUUAGUAACAAUAUAUCGUUAUCUAUUUUUGGGUUUCUCUAAAUGUGAAUACUUUUUUCUUGAACGCCCGAAAGUAAGCCAACUUCGCAUAGAUAUACUUCAAUAUCUACUAAAUUCAUCGAAACAGUUUACAUCUUUCUCAGUUGAAUCCGUACGAAAAAAUCAACGUUCAGCGAGUGAUGGUAUCAUUCAACUCGAUGAAGCUAUUAUUCGUUGGGAUAAAUUACAACCAUUUACAGUUAUAUUCACUGAGUGGAAUGACCCAUUAUUUGUCUAUAAAAAUAUCAACGAUGUACCACGUUCACUGAUAGAUACAGUCGUAGCACCCGUUCAAGCAAAUAUUUUUUAUCGAGUUCUAUUCUCUAGCAGACUAAAGCAUGAACAACAACAACGAGAACAAGCGCAAUUUCCUGACCAUAAUCAACUCAAACAUGAAGACUUUUUCAUGAGACUUGCAGCAUUAUCAAAAAAAUAUUAUAGCAAGCCAGUUUGUAAUAGUUGUUUUAAGCAAUAUGAAGAUACAGAUCAGACAUGUGCAAGCUGCGGAAAUAAGAGUCAAUUACUUCGACCGAAAACAGCUGAAGAAUUGGAUAUCAAGGAUUUUCAAAUGAAAAUAGCAAAUCAACUCGAGAAAGAAUAUGUAUGGACAGCAGAUAAUUAUAUCAAAGCUCUUCUGAUAUAUUUACGAAUACAAUGCCGCCUUCCAGUUAUACUUAUCGGUGAAACAGAAAAUGAUCCUCCUUUUCUUAAUCGUUUCGAAAAACAUGUUGUUGAUAGAGAUUCUCUUAUUCAUCGUUGUUAUACCAUAAUUGCAUCAAAUCUAUUACAAUGGAUUGACAGUUUAGCUACAUACAGUUUAAAUAAACAUUUUCCUCAGCGAAAGAAUCUAUUUGUUGAUUAUAAUCCAGAUAAUGUUCGCCUCUUAGUUAUGGAUGCAUUUGAUUCUUUAAAAAUAUCUGAAGAUUAUAGUGAAAAUCAAAGAGAUAUUAUUAUUGAAUUUUGCAAAGAAAAACUUAUUCGAACGAGUUCAUUUGAUCUUCCUCUUCUUCUGUCGUGUCAUAUAAAAAAUAAUGACAAGUUGAAAAUGUUAAUAGAUCAAUAUUAUAAAAUACAUAAACAACUUUCAUUUUCAAAUAUAAUUGAUCAAGCAUUAGAAGAAAAAAUGAUUCCAAAUCAAGUCAUUUAUACUUAUACACAAAUUUAUGAUAAAAUCGAAUAUUUAAAUUACAAUAGUCUUGUAAUGGAAAUAAAAAUAGGCGGUUUUAAGAGCGAAUUCGAAUUAAAAACAAAAAUCAAAGAGCAUUAUCAAUCAAAAAAUAAACGUUUAUUACUUAUUCGUGUUGAUUAUCAUCAUGAAUACAAACAUUUACUUUUUCUUAAACAUUUGAUACAGAAUGGAAGCAUAGA
Messenger RNA from Rotaria sp. Silwood1, 2309 nucleotides. Lineage: Eukaryota; Metazoa; Rotifera; Eurotatoria; Philodinida; Philodinidae. The record is from the annotation of a GenBank genome assembly.